Molecule: messenger RNA, 774 nt
Organism: Echinostoma caproni
Lineage: Eukaryota; Metazoa; Platyhelminthes; Trematoda; Plagiorchiida; Echinostomatidae
Source: the annotation of a GenBank genome assembly
AUGAAAAAGUUGACCAGACAAGAAGAGCAUCUGGGCCAGUUGUUUGAGGAAAUGGAACAGCAAAUGGCACAGGAGAAAGAACGCAUUCUGGAAGAGGAGCGAAACAAGGAACGGAAAUUGAGAGAAGGUUUGGCAAACGAGUUACGACGAAAGGAAAGUUUGGCCUCCGAGAUGCUCCAACAAUACGAACAGGCCAGAACAAAGUUGGACGACCUGGAAAAAAUUCGCAUGAAUACUGUGCAAGAGAAAGAGCGUUUGCUACACGAGAAGGCGGAAUUGGAACAACGCUUGACCGAGACGGAAUCGGCCUUGAACGACUGUAAGGAUUAUAUUGAAAUGCUGCAGAAGAAAGCACGGGAAGAUCGUCGAACACGAGCCAAGGCGGCGAUAGAACUCAGUGAGAAUAUCGCACUUGAGCGAGAGAAUCUUGUACGUCAGUUGGACACACUGAGAUUAAUCAACCAAAAGCUUGUGGACGAUCGUGAAGAACGACGACAGCGUUAUUUGGCUUAUCUCAGGCAUCAACCUCAGCAGGAGUCGGGUGUCAAUUCUUCGGAAGGAGGUAGACAAGGAAUGCAGAUUGUCGAAGAACCAGUUGACCGAUCUAGUUCCGAGAUGGAAUUUGAUGGUGAUCCAACUGGAAUGCAGAUCGACAGUGUGAAUAGCAUGCCCGCGUGGGCUUCCAUCCGUGUCACUGCGCACAAUACAGCAAGUCGGGCUGCUGAGGCUGCUCGCAGAGGAUCAAUUCUUGGAGCAUAUUUCAAUGCCGGGUAA